AUGGCAGGUAAUCACACUAAAAAGAAUAAUACUGAGCGACGAGAUUCCUUAAAGCCAUCGCCUCCUCAGCAACGCAAAAAUUCAAAUGCCAAGAAAGAUUCUGCACCUAGUUCAUCACCUCGUCCAACCAGUGCAAGUCCUCGUCAUGAGAUGAAAUCUAUGGGUGGUGGUGUACUACCUCCAUUUGCAGCCAUGGCAGCCGCAGCAGGUGCCAAUCAAGCCCCCAUCAAAACAGAUGGAUUCAAUGGAGCCGAAGUGAUCACAUUUCUUAAUCUUCGCUAUUCGGACAGCUUGACAUCCUUCCAUGAUACAAACCUUGAUUCUCUUCACCGUCCAGAGAUGUACGAAGUGCCGGAACCUGCACCUGUACAACCGGCUUGGGGUGGCCGCUCUGGUUCACCAUGGGCCAAGAAUAUUACAACUACUCCUACUCCUACUGCCACUGCCACUAGCUCUUUUGAUUUUCACACAGAUAAACACACAGGUACACACAAGUUACGCCACUCAUUUCACAAUCGGAUAUCUUGUAAUCUACCUUCUUCUUUCCUUUCUAAACUACGUUUCUUGGCGCAGUACAUGGCAGCACAUUACAUGGAAGUACUAGCUUGGUACAGCAAAUUACUAUCAUUAUUAGAGCCUGAAUAA
Messenger RNA from Phycomyces blakesleeanus NRRL 1555(-), 645 nucleotides. RefSeq lists its product as hypothetical. Lineage: Eukaryota; Fungi; Mucoromycota; Mucoromycetes; Mucorales; Phycomycetaceae. Bases 1 to 645 code for a protein of 214 amino acids. The record is from RefSeq and is a predicted model, not a curated record. The transcript has 7 exons.